Molecule: messenger RNA, 1680 nt
Organism: Symbiodinium sp. CCMP2592
Lineage: Eukaryota; Dinophyceae; Suessiales; Symbiodiniaceae
Source: the annotation of a GenBank genome assembly
AUGCUGCACAUCAGGAUGCUGUCAGGGGAGGAGGUGGCAAGCAUACCUGUAGAGGAGCUGAGCGAUGUUAGGUCGUUGAAGCGGCAGCUGAACCAGCAGAAGGGCUGCCCUCCUCGAUUCAGGCAAAGGCUCUUCGGUUGCGGCAGUCGCGGCAGUCCUCUAGACGAUGAUACCAAGCUGGAUUUGCCAAUGGACCUGGAGCUGGUCCUACUGACAUAUUCCGUGGCAUCCCCUGCCGAAGCGGAUGAGCUGGUGAAUGCCGCCACGGACGGCUCUGUAGCCGAGGUGGAUGCAAUUUUGCAGCUGCCAACAAUCCCAGAUGUGGUCGACAGAGACGGCAGAAGUCCGCUGAUGGCCUCAGCUACGCGGAACAACAUCGACGUUGUACGAUUGCUGCUGGAGGCCAAUGCCAAUACAGAAACCCGCGACCCUGAUGGCUGCACUGCCCUCUUUGCCGCUUGCCAGAACGGCCAUGUUGAAGUUGCGCAGGUGCUGCUGGAGGGCGGUGCUGACAAAAACUCCAGAAGCUUCGAUGGCUUCACUUGCCUGAUGAUGGCUUCGCAGGGCGGCCACGUUGAAAUUGCUCGCUUACUGGUGGCAGCCGGUGCCGAGAAGAACGUUCAGAAACACGGUGCCACUGCCCUGUGGGCAGCUUCUCAAAAUGGUCAUGUGGAAGUUGCCCGCUUGCUUCUUGAAGCCGGUGCCGACAAGAAUCUGACCAGCACUGACAUGGGCUUCACUUGCUUGAUGAUGGCUGCUCAGGAAGGGCAUCUUGAGUUUGUGCGACUGCUGCUGGAAACCAAUGCCGACAAAGACUACGUGGACUUUGCGAACAAAAGUGGCAUCACUGCGCUCGUGAUGGCGUCACGACAGGGCCAUGUUGAAGUUGUGCGUUUGCUGUUGGCGGCCGGUGCCGACAAGAACUUGAUCAUGUCAGAUGGGUAUACUUCAUUGAUGGUCGCGGCACAGGAAGGCCGUGCUGCAGUUGUGCGAUUGCUGGUGGCAGAGAGUGCCGAACUGACGUACACCAACAUGUGCAGCGUCUCUGUGCAAGAGCAGGCCAAUCGCUGCAACAACCCCUGGGUGCUGAAGUACAUCCAGAACAUGCCCGACAGGCACUCUUUCGCCGCGGCUGAGGCCGAGAUUGGCGCCUGCGUGGUGCUGGCAGCACCAGGCAUGCUCCAGAGCGGAGCCUCUCGGGAGUUGUUCGAGUCCUGGGCCCCGGACAAGAAGAACGGCGUCAUCGUGACCGGCUACUCCGUUCCGGGUACCUUAGCUCACGAGCUCAAAAGCGAUCCGGAAGCGGUCACCUUGAAUGAUGGGCGCAAGGUCAAUGUCCGCGCGACGGUGAAGUUCAUGUCGUUCUCCGCUCACUCGGAUUACAACCAAACCUCCGAGUUCAUCCGCCAGCUGAAGGCCAACGUAGUUGUUCUCGUGCAUGGCGAGGAGCACGAGAUGGGUCGGAUGCGCAACAAGCUGCGCGAGGAAUAUCCGGACUUGAACGUCACAGCACCGCAGAACUGUCAGACGGUGGCCCUGCGGGUGCCUGCCGACCGAUCCGCCGACUCCGUGGGAGCCAUCGUGGAGGACAUGGCAGUGGGCCUGAAGAAGGGUCGAACGGAGGUUUCUGGCCUGCUUGUGGAGGACACGACAGGCGUGCGCACGCUGCUGAGACCGGAG